Molecule: messenger RNA, 597 nt
Organism: Notothenia coriiceps (black rockcod)
Lineage: Eukaryota; Metazoa; Chordata; Actinopteri; Perciformes; Nototheniidae
Product: laminin subunit alpha-4-like
Exons: 4
Coding region: 256-597 (113 amino acids)
Source: RefSeq, a predicted model, not a curated record
CAGCCUGUGUGAUUGUCUGACCGCGCUUUUCUUCAUGUACUCUAGGAGGGCUACUCUGGUUUCUCCAGCUGUCAGGGCUGUCGAAGGUGUGAAUGCGGGCCGGCCUCCCUCCGCCCCACCUGCCACCCCCUCACCCACAGCUGCCCGUGCCGCCCGGGGGCCGGGGGCCGUUACUGUGAGCGUUGCCUCCCCGGCUACUGGGACUAUAUCCCCUCUGGCUGCCAGAAGUGUGACUGUGAGAGCGGACACUGUGAUAUGCAUACAGGAGAGUGCCUGUCAGAGGCUGCUGUCAACCUGUGCAACAUCAGUUGUGAUGAGUGCAUUUGGCAUCUGAUUGGAGACUUGCGGCAGUCCAAUAAGACGCUGGACCAGCUGAAAGUGGCAGUGCUGAACAUCUCCUCCGGGGCUGCAGCCAACGACAGGCUCAAAUACUACAACUACACUGCUCUACGACUGCAGACUCAGUUUCAAGGCUGGAGAAACAAGUCAGCUGUGAUGAAGGCCCAGGCGGGGGAGCUGGAGAAGAACACAGACGCGGUGGUGUUGGACAUCAAACAGCUGGGAGACUCGGUCAGGAGAGCAUCAUCUUCCAAUUAA